Messenger RNA from Mauremys reevesii (Reeves's turtle), 3176 nucleotides. RefSeq names its product calmin (gene CLMN). Gene Ontology annotation, molecular function: actin filament binding. Gene Ontology annotation, cellular component: cytoplasm; nuclear outer membrane; meiotic nuclear membrane microtubule tethering complex. The transcript has 13 exons. Gene Ontology annotation, biological process: nuclear migration. Bases 415 to 3132 code for a protein of 905 amino acids. The record is from RefSeq and is a predicted model, not a curated record. NCBI's taxonomy places the organism in Eukaryota, Metazoa, Chordata, Testudines, Geoemydidae.
AAAACUUGAGCCGGCCCCGGGGCUGCUCAGAGCGGACCGCCCGCCCGCCGGCCCCUUGCGGAGAGGGGCAGGGAGCGGCGUGGGCGCCUCGGCUGGGCUCCCUUCCACCCCCGGCUCCUGCUCCCCCCUCGCUGUGGGCUUGCGCCGGGCUCCCCUUUCCCUGCCCCUGUUCCGCGGGGGGGGCUCUGCUGGGCUCCCCGGCCCCCUCCCCUGCGCGCAGGGGGCUCGGCUGGCCCCGCGGCGCUGCUGUGUGCGCGCAGCGCCGUGUUGAUCCCCUUGCCGCUCUCCCCCGCCCCCAGCCUCUCCUCCGGCUCGCUCCUCUCUCCCGGCUCCAGACCCCGGCUGCGCGUGUGUCUGGGGGGGAUCCCCGUUUCCCAAGCAGCGCUGUGUCCGCCCCCACCCGCCUGCUGCUCCAUGGCAGGGCACGAGUGGGACUGGUUUCAGCGGGAGGAGCUGAUCGGGCAGAUUAGCGACAUCCGAGUGCAAAACCUCCAAGUGGAGCGGGAAAAUGUGCAGAAGAGAACCUUUACCAGGUGGAUAAAUCUACAUUUGGAGAAGUGCAAUCCUCCUCUGGAAGUGAAAGAUUUGUUUCUUGAUAUUCAAGAUGGGAAAAUCUUGAUGGCUUUGCUGGAGGUGCUGUCGGGGCAAAAUCUGCUGCAUGAAUAUAAGUCCUCAACCCAUCGUAUUUUUCGGUUGAACAACAUAGCUAAAGCACUGAAGUUUUUGGAGGAUAGUAAUGUAAAACUGGUUAGCAUUGAUGCAGCAGAAAUAGUGGAUGGAAACUCUUCUCUGGUACUUGGACUAAUAUGGAAUAUAAUCCUGUUUUUUCAGAUUAAAGAAUUGACAGGCAAUCUCAAUAGGAACUCCUCCUCUUCCAGCCUGUCAUCUGGGCCCAGCGGGGCUGACUCAGACACAUCUCAUCCGAGCACUCCUAAUAUAGAGAGAAGCAUGUCUCUUUCAGUGAAGGAUCAGCGAAAAGCAAUCAGAGCCCUUUUAACUUGGGUUCAAAGGAAAACCAGAAAAUAUGGUGUUGCAGUUCAAGAUUUUGCCAGCAGUUGGCGGAGUGGCCUUGCUUUCUUAGCUAUAAUAAAAGCAAUAGAUUCCAACUUGGUAGACAUGAAGCAAGCUUUGGAGAAAUCAGCUCGGGAAAAUUUAGAGGAUGCUUUCAGCAUAGCACAAGAUAAUCUUGGUGUUCCUAGACUUCUGGAGCCAGAAGAUGUAAUGGUUGAGUCACCUGAUGAACAAUCAAUUAUGACGUAUGUGGCACAAUUUCUGGAGCAUUUCCAAGAGACAGAAGGGGAAAAUUUUUCAGAUCCUGAUAAGAAAAUCCCAAUUGAAGCCACACAUGUCCAUAUCAAAGACGCACCUUCAGAACAAGAGGGCAAGAUCUUGAUAUUGAAUGAAAAUGGAGAACGUAUGUACACCGUUAGCCAUGAAAGGAGCCACUCUCCUCCUACAAAGGUUCGUGUCCGUGAUUUGCCCGAGGAAUUCCAGUCAGAAACUGCAGAUGAAGAACUUAAUGACAAAUUGAAUCAACCGUUAUCAGAUAAUUCACAGAGAGUCUCAGAAGAGUCAUUGGUUUUGUUGUCUGCAGAAGAACCUCAGAGGCCUACCUCUUUGCAGAUUACAGGAUCUGUCAGUUUUGAAUCCAGUUCCUCUUGGGAAGUUCUUAGUGAUAAACUGAUUCAGAAUGAAGGGAGCAUAUCUGAUGAUCAACUGAAACAGAAUGAUGACCUUUCAGCAACUAUUUUGCCUGAUCAGAAAAAUGCUGUUAACACAGUUGAUUCAGAAUCAUCUUCUAAAGAAGAAUUUACUAUAAAGAUGUCUCCUGAAUGCAACAAUGAAAUUAAGGAUUCACUAGUCAACAAAACAUGGGAUAGUUGUUCUUUGAGCCCAUUAUCUCAGACUUCAGAUGCACAUACAAAUGAACCUACAAAUCUAGUAGAAAACACUGAACCCAUAACUUCAACUUUUCUACAGGAAAAUGCUUCCAAAGAAGAGGAUAUACGUAAAUAUGUUUUGUGUCUACUAGAUGAAGAAAUAUCUAAAAAACUUCCAGACAGGUAUGAACAUCCAGAACAAUCACCUGUUCUUCAGACAGUACAAGAUACCAAUUGUUCAUCCAGGGAUUCUGAUCUCAAAGGUGAAAUGGAAAUAUCUUUGUCUUGCAAAUCUGAAAAUUCAACCCCUCCAGUUACAAAAGUUCCUGAGAAUCUUGAUAGUCAUAGUGAAGAUGGAUCUUCAGCUAAAAUGUCACCAAAUUCUUUGAAAGUUUCUGUAAUUCCCCACGAUCUUUUCUACUACCCACAUUACAAUGUUCCCAUAUCAGCAGUUUUGGAAGCUUUUGCUAAGCCUAGUCCUGCCUCUUAUGUUUCUGAAAACAGCAAAAUCUGUGGUGAGCUAUCAAUGAAUUAUUUGCAUGAAGGGGAGCCAUUGGUACUAAACAAUGAAAGAGGCAUUCUGGACCCAGGUCUGCAAACCAACCUGAGUGUCUCUCCAGCAGAAUUGGUUGCUGAGGACAUAGAGGAGAAAGUGGGUCCUGACAGUCCCACUAAGUCCUCCUCUGAAAAAGUACAGGCUGCCCGAAUAGGAAAGAAUGUGGAACUCAAGAAAGACAGCAGCAUAUCCACAAACUCUCAAGAUUCUACAAAUCCAGAAAAUCUUGAGGUCAUGGUAGACCAGUUCGAGGAUAUACCAUCAGCAAUGUUGAGAUCAGAAAUAAGCAGUAAAAGGAAGGAAAAAAAGAAAAAUGUGAUCCAAGCAGAAAACUUUCAGACUUCAGAAACUGGGACUACACAGUUACCUGAUAAACAAAAAGAAGAAAUCAUUGAUUAUCAGGAGUUUUCCAGGGUUAGCUACAGCGAUUCUAGUGUUUACCUCCGAAAAAGGAUUCCUAAUCCCAGUGAAAAGGAACACGUUAGUGAAAACAAACAGAAGAACACAGACAUGGAUGAAAGCACAAAUCUGUUAAUUAUCAGGAAGAAAAAAGACUUAGAGGCUCCGGAGAAUGCUAUUCCACCUCUUGAGCCUCCAUGUGUAGAGCAACCCGAGUUAUUUUACUUCAUUGUUUUCCUCUGGGUGCUGGUCUACUGCCUGUUGCUCCUUCCGCAUCUUGUUAGCAACAAAUUUUGAUCUCUGUGAGUGUGGGAAUAAUAAAAGACAGUGGCUUGAUUUUU